Messenger RNA from Salmo salar (Atlantic salmon), 5311 nucleotides. Its product is annotated as transcription factor Sp4. Gene Ontology annotation, molecular function: DNA-binding transcription factor activity, RNA polymerase II-specific; RNA polymerase II cis-regulatory region sequence-specific DNA binding. NCBI's taxonomy places the organism in Eukaryota, Metazoa, Chordata, Actinopteri, Salmoniformes, Salmonidae. The record is from RefSeq and is a predicted model, not a curated record. Gene Ontology annotation, biological process: regulation of transcription by RNA polymerase II.
ACAUUUCGAAGGCGAGGCUUCGCUAAAUACAACUCCCAUCUCAACCCUCGCAGACUGAGUCCUGAAUAUGUGGGAGGAGCGCACCGCCCACAAAAAGCCACAGCUAUCUGUCUCCAGCUGCAAUUCUAAAAUUCAACUAUAAAAAUAGCCAUAAAAUAGUGGUAUUGAUGAGGGGUGUUUUUGCAUGAAGAUCGUUGGAAAGGCUUGUUGUACCUAGCGGCAGAAACAGCAGCGGCAGAAAGAGAGGAGAGAGGGCGAGGGGUGUUGGUCUGAUGGCUAAAUGGAAGUGGGUGGGCCUACCGCGGACACAUUACUAACUUGAAUUAGAAUACAUUUUCCCAGUCGAUUUUUCCGUUAAUGGAAUUAACGCGCGUCGGUCGUUAAAGGGUGUUUUCGGUUGGUUUUGAGAGGCGUCGGGCGCGGAAACCGGACCGUUUCCCGUUAUCACGGGAGGUUUGAUUGUUGCUCGAGUUUUGUACCGCCCUUCCUGCCGAGUGGGUGGUUUAGGUGCUAACCGGAGCGACGACACAGCCCAGCUCGAGCUAUUCGCGGAGAAAAAAGGCCGUCCUUACCCGGUGCUUUAGCCGGCCUUUCUCCCCUAGCCUCUCCUCUCUGGUUUAUGAAUGCGUUAUGAGUGAUCAGAAGAAGGAAGUGUCGGGAUCAGAAGGAGGGAAACCAGGCAAGAAAGGCAAACGUUCUGGAUCACAGGAUUCCCAGCCGUCUCCCCUAGCCCUACUGGCUGCGACCUGCAGUAAGAUAGGAGGUCAGGGAGGAGUGGAAGGACAGGUCCAGUUGCAAGCUGGUCAAAUACAGUUGCAGGGUGGGCAGAUCCAGGGUCAUAUAGUUGUAGAUGCAGCAGGUAAUCAGACUCUGGUUCAGCAGCAGUUAGAACUGGUUCCUGCCCAGUUCACUGGUAAUGGCUGGCAGAUCAUCACUACCGCUCCCCAAAUGGCCAAUGACACUGCCAAUCAACCUGUCGCCGUAACGCUGGCCACCACUUCAACCAAUGACAGUGCUCCGGCAGGCCGUAAGGUGAAGGCUUUGGGCGGGACUAAAACCAUAGCAGCCAAUCAGCAGCCUCAGCAGCAGCAGUUCCAGAUCAUCCAGGUGCAAAAUAUGCCUUCGUCGGGGGGUGGGGUCCAAUACCAGGUGAUCCCCCACCUGCAGACGGCAGACGGCCAACAGAUCCACAUCAGCCCCCAGACCACAUCCCUGGGGGGGCAGCACAUCCAGAUCAGUCCGGCCCAGGGCGGACUACCAGAGCAGGUCCAGCUGAUCCAGACCCAGAACCAAUCCCAGACCCAGGCCAUCCUACAACCGGCCAACCAGCAGGCCAUCCUCACUGGCUCAGCCAAUCAGACGUUGCAGCUUCGUCCAGCCCAGUCCUUCCCGCUACAGAUGCAGACCUUACAGGGCUCUCAGACCCAGGUAAUGACUACAGUACCCAUAAACAUCGGCGGUAUGACCCUCGCCCUGCCGGUAAUGAAUAAUUUAGCGGGGGGCGGAGCCGUGCAGCUUAUCCAAGCAGCCGACGGCAGCUUUACCGUAGCUAACAGCAACCAGCUGGUGACAACAACGGCGGUGUCCGGGGCAGCUACCGGGUCAUCUGGCGGUACCAUAACAACUGUUGCCGGGUGCGAUGGAGCAUUGUCGGACGGAACACAGCUGAGUUCUGUAGCCGGGUCGGACGGAGGGGCGGAGAGAGACUCACAGAACCAACCCAGCGAGCAGGACUCACAGAUGAGCCAGGCCAACGGACUGCAGGGCCAAUCAGAUCCUCCAGGGACCAUCCAGCAGGUCAUCGUGGGACAGAUGGGCAACCAGGUGUUGCAGCAGAUCCAGAUCCAGCCACAGAACCAGAUCCAAGGCCAGCCACAUCAGAUCCAAACCUUUCAGUUAGGACCAGGCGGGACCCUUCAGCCCAUACAAGCCUUCCAGAACCAACAGGUUCUGAUCCGGACCCCAACCCUCUCCUCGUCGGGCCAGAUCACAUGGCAGACUCUGCAGCUCCCUGGGGGGAUGUCUGUGCCCCAGCAGCUGACCCUGGCCCCUGUGGGCGGAGGGGCUGUGGGAGGAGGGGGCUUCGUGCAGCUGGGGGGGGCUCCCCUGACGCUGAGUGCAGCCCAGAUCAACCCUGGGUCGGGGGUGCAGACGGUCAACAUCGCUGGACUGGGCACCGCUGGGGUACAGAUGCAGGGGCUACCCCUCACCAUCACUGGACUACAGGGUCAGCUGCAGGGUCAGGAGGGCGGGGUUAAGGUCCAGUCGUCCCCAGUAAAGGUAACCAUGGGUAACGUGGCAGGGUCGUCGCUAAGCCCAGACCAGAUGGGUUCUGUCCAGAGUUCGUCGGACCAGGAAGGACCACCCAGCAAGAGGCUCCGCAGGGUGGCGUGCUCCUGUCCUAACUGUAGGGACGGAGAGGGGAGGACCAGUGGAGACCCAUCUAAGAAGAAGCAGCAUGUGUGUCACAUGGAAGGCUGUGGGAAGGUCUACGGUAAGACCAGUCACCUGAGAGCUCACCUCCGCUGGCACACAGGAGAGCGACCCUUCGUCUGCAACUGGAUCUUCUGUGGCAAGAGGUUCACACGCUCGGACGAACUGCAGAGACACAGACGGACACACACAGGUGAGAAGAGGUUUGAGUGUCCAGAGUGCAGUAAGCGUUUCAUGCGUAGCGACCAUCUCUCCAAACACAUCAAAACCCACCAGAACAAGAAGGGAGGGGCUUCUCUCGCCAUCAUCACCACUGAAGACAUGGAAGAUUCCAACCAGGGUUUAGGCUCCUCCCCUCGCAUCGUAACUGUGGAGACACUCUCCCAGGACUCAGCCCCCGCCACUCCAACAGCCUCCUCGCCCAAUCAAAUGGAGAGAGAAGAGGAGGAAGAGGAGGAGUUUGAGUAGUGACCAGUGACCACUUCCUGUUUAGGGAUAAAGCAGGGAGAGCUAACUUCCUGGUUGGUCUCCAUGGUUAUGCUGUGGCUGUGGAGGUCAGGUGGUCUAUUUUUUUUUAUGUUUUCAAAAAGAAGAAAUAUGAUGAACUGAAUAUUACAUAAACAGAGGGAGGAAUCUGAAUCUAAACUAAUGAAUUAAUCUAACGACAAACUAAAGGUAUGAAUUAGUAGAAUGGUGUUUAUAACAGAACAGAGGUCAGGGGAAAAGGUAUAAUAUAGAUUUCUAAUCUAAACUCGCACCCUAUCCCUUAUAUAGUGCACUACUUUUGGCCAGAGCCUUCUGAGUAGUUUGUUAUGUAGGGAAGAGAAUGCCAUUUUGGAUAGGCUAAUUAAACUAGCACAAGACAGAACCCUGGAGUUGUCAGACAUCAAGAAGAGACAUUGGUUGUGUCCCAAAUAGCUAGGUUGCCAUUUGAAACACAGCAAUUGUAUCUCUAUGCACAAAGAUGUUCCUCUGCUAAUACUGUAAUGAUGAUUAUGAUGAAGAAACAUGAAAUGUGGCAUGGUCCAGACUGUAGGACAGACAGGUGAGAGGAGCAGGGACAGGUGUGUGUGUGUGUGUGUGUGUGUGUGUGUGUGUGUGUGUGUGUGUGUGUGUGUGUGUGUGUGUGUGUGUGUGUGUGUGUGUGUGUGUGUGUGUGUGUGUGUGUGUGUGUGUGUGUGUAUCCCGGUUCAACAGGACUAUAGUUCAGGUAAAGACCAGUCUGAUAAACUCUUACUGAAGAAAGACCAGAAAAAGAGGAAUAGACCUCUAAAGGGUUGAAAAAACACAUAGAACAUAUGUAUAAAUGAUGCAUUCCUAUAGAAACGCUCUGCAUUUGAAAUAUGAAUAGUUUCUAUAAAACGAACAAUCUAGCUUUCUGCAACAGGCUGUUUAGUGAAAGCAAUACUAUAAGACAAUCCUAGUGAAACCAUGUUUACAUUAAUGACAGUAGAGAAAAAGGUUUCCCUGGUAUGAAACAGCCAGUCAGCUCACAGCGUUAAAGGUACACUCAGCAAUAUGACAUCAUCAUACACAGCGGGGUGAUUUCCUGCUUGAUGCCAUAUUGCUGAGUGCACCUUUAAGAAGUAGCUCUCCUGGGGUUGGUGGGUGGGUAAGACAGUGUCAAUAAGCAGUACUAAUGUCAAAACACACAGUGCUCCCACUGAAACUCAGAGCAGCAGCUGUUGUCUGUACCAGAACCAGUUUAGAAUCCACUGAAACUCAGAGCAGCAGCUGUUGUCUGUACCAGAACCAGUUUAGAAUCCACUGAAACUCAGAGCAGCAGCUGUUGUCUGUACCAGAACCAGUUUAGAAUCCAGCAAUAAUGGGACUCAAUCAUCGUAUCUGAACCCUGAACUUGUGUAAAGUAUCAACGUCUGAGAUAAACAAUAUAUAUUUCAGUAAUUAGACAUAUUUCAAAUAAUAUAUAUUCACGAUAUUUCAAGUGAUUAGAGAUACUCUAUUAAGAGUGGUAGAGUUCCAGUGUGAUUUGACGUUGGUGCUGUUUUCUCUGCAUUGUGAAGGUAGAGCCCCCUGUGUGUGAGUCCUGGUACUACAACGCCUUAAAACAAGCAGUAUUACACACACACACACACACACACACACACACAUGUAGUGGGGGGAAGGGUGAGGCAUGAGGAGAAGGGGAGAGAAGGGGAGAGAGAAGGGUGGAUGUUUUUACUAUGUGGUUGUUAUGACAAGUGUUUGGUGAUGUGGCUCUAUGUUAGUGUCAGUGCAUACGUUUUGAAUUGUAUUUUAAGCUCUUUAUUUUCUUAACCCCCCCAGUACAUUUUGACACAGAUGAUUACUGUGUACAGCUAAUUUAUUAUCUGUUCUAUUUUAAUAUCUGCCUUUUGCUGGAGUGUAUCGUACACGUUGAUCAGAGGUGUGUGUGUGUGUACAGCAUGUUGCCUUUUAGUGCUGUUUUCUCUUUUUAAUUCAUCGUAAACUUAUUUUGCUACAUCUGUCGUUGUCAUGACUGCGGCCCGUCAUUUCUACUACUCUUAACGCGCCAUAAUAUGUUUAAAAAAAAUUAAUGAAAGUUUAAAAAAAUGAUGAUAAUUAAUAUUUGAAAAUUAAGUGGUUGAUAUACCAACCAGAUGUGGAUGUUUUCGGUAAUAUUUUGUGUGACAACCAGUUUUCUUUCAUAUUUUCUAGUGACAUCUCAUUUGUAAAAUGUUUUUCUAAGCAGUUUGUGGAUCUCCAUGAUGAUUAAUCUGGCCUCCAAGGCUGCAGGUUCUUGAUUAUUGAUAUUUUAUUGAUAUUUUUAAAUCAACUUUGUACAAAUGUGUUGUGUGACUGGGGUUAAAGAAGUGAAAAGAGAAAAAAAGACUUUGCCUGCAUAACACUUUAAAUAAAGUGAUGAAAUCAGUCUAAA